AAAUACACAGAGUGUGCAGGCAGGCAGGCAGGCAGACCGACAGACACAGCACACAGUCAAUAUCAGAGUGCUGAAGAUCCAAGAUGAAAUCUCUGCUGAUUAUCGCCUUCGCUUCUGCACUGCUAUGUGUCUUGCAAAGCUACCCUGUCGAGGUUGAUUUAACACUGAAGUUUGAUCCAGAUGCUGAGGAUCAAGUUUGGAAAGUCAAGACGAAACACCCUGAAAACGAGACCGAGCUGACUGCUGACUCUAUGGACAUUUCUACCCUGCUUGAAAAAGCCAACGCUAACCUCGAUAAAAUCCCCGAUGGAACAGUCAUUCGAUUUGGUGACAUUGCAGUCGAUCCCUUGGAAUCCACCAACGCUGACCCCUGCACUGCACGUUCCUGCAAAUGGCCCACAUCCUCAGAUGGGAAUGUAUACAUUCCAGUCAAAGUGUCCAGUGACUUCUCUUCAAGAGAGAAGAGUGUAAUCGAAGCGGCUUUGAUCUCUUUUGACGCGUCCACCUGCAUCCGAUUCAGACCACACUCAAGAGAGCGUGAUUACCUCUUCGUUCAGUCGCUCUCGGGGUGUUAUUCCUUUCUAGGCAGGCGAGGAGGGCGGCAGACGGUGUCCUUGAACAGACGCGGUUGUGUCUACCAUCAAGUGGUCCAGCACGAGUUUAUACACGCUCUGGGAUUCAACCACGAACAGACGCGCAGUGAUCGGGACGGCCACGUGAACAUUCUAUACGAGAACAUACAGCGAGGAAUGGAGUAUAAUUUCAAUAGAGUGAAUACCAAUAAUCUUGGCACCCCUUAUGAUUAUGGCUCAGUCAUGCACUAUGGAAGGUAUGCUUUCUCAAGCAAUGGAAAACCAACUAUUGUGCCCAAACCUGACCCCAAUGUUUCGAUUGGACGAGCCACUCAGUUCAGCCAAACGGAUAUUGAAAGAAUCAACAGGCUCUACAACUGCAAGAAAUACCUGUGAUUCAGCAACCAAGGAUCUAGCAACCUGACCCUGACCCUGACCCUGACCCUGACCCUGACCUUGACCCUGACCCCUAGCUGGCUGAAGAAUGAUUGUUGUAAUUGCCACAUACAAAUACAUGGCAAAAACGUAUUUUAAUCGUUAGUGUUUAAAAGCUGGAGUGUCGUACACACAUUGUCGUACACACAUUCAAAUAUACCCUCUUGGUGUCUGUCCACUUCUUUUCCAUAGUUCAUAAUUCUGGAUGCUUUAUCAGUAAGAAGAACAUGCCUUGUUUGCGGCGGUGAGCCAAAUAAACACGGUGCUACCUGCAGCAAUAGGAGGUUAUAAAUGACAUCUUUAAUGUUGGGUCAAAACACCUUCUGUAUAUCAUCAAAAAUUGGCUUAUAAAAUGAAAUAUAGGCAUAUGAUAGUUAUUCUAUUGAAAUGCUAUUGAAAUAUAAUAGUUAUUCUAUUGAAAAAUGGAAGCAGAAUUUGACAGCUAUUUUUUAUGCAUAUAAUUUCAGUUCUUUUGACUUUGUUUGAAAAUCUGUAAAGCCAAAAGCUUGCUUGCAAACUACAGUCCUAUUUAUUGUCUCAGCAUCAAAUUCACGUCUUCAGUGAUGUAAUUGUGUGAAAAUUAUAAUGAUAUCAAUAUUGAGGGUGGUGACAAGCCAGGAGUGAAAUUGAAACUUCAAAUGCCUAAAAGCCUUAAUAAAAUAAAUAAAUAACUAAAUAACACUGUU
Molecule: messenger RNA, 1693 nt
Organism: Acipenser ruthenus (sterlet)
Lineage: Eukaryota; Metazoa; Chordata; Actinopteri; Acipenseriformes; Acipenseridae
Product: hatching enzyme 1.2-like
Exons: 10
Coding region: 84-968 (294 amino acids)
Biological process (GO): proteolysis
Molecular function (GO): metalloendopeptidase activity; zinc ion binding
Source: RefSeq, a predicted model, not a curated record